UGCGUGGAAGAGAGGGAAGGGAGAGGGGGGAACGAGUCAAAUAAUUCACUCAUCCCGGUUUUUUAACAAUUCAAGUGAUUGAGCAAAUUCUUUUUUGUGUUUCCAAGAAAACAUCACACACCAAGUUCGUUCUCUCUAGCUCAAAUCGCACUGCACACGCGCAGAGUACGCAACAGUCAGUUCACGAGAGUUGAAUCACACCAAGUCAGUGUUAACACCGGCGCUCACGCGUGUCCGGGAGUUUACUCGAGAACCGUUAUGCCGGAGAAAGAUAAGCAAAGCCUAUUAAGAUGAGAUGCUGGACGACUUUCCCUAACUACGUCCCAAUGGAACGUAACUUCCUGCUAUUUCCUUGGUGAAGACAGAAAAGUACCAUUUGGAAAAUAAAUGGAUUCGAGCUGAUAAUAUUUCAUGAGAGAUGCUCCAGGAGAAGGCCUCAGCUGUGACGGAUGACAGUGUGACUGGGGUCCAGCCUGGAGGGCCCCCAGACCUCAGCCCUGACUCCGCUCACCUGGGCCUGCCUACAACUCCCAGCAUCCCCCAGGGCAAUGAGCCAGACCAGAAUAUUGAGAACAUCAAGGUUCUUCUUCAUGAGAGGGAGCUGUGGAAGAAGUUCCAUGAGGCGGGAACAGAGAUGAUCAUAACGAAAGCAGGCAGGAGGAUGUUCCCCAGCUACAAGGUGAAAGUGACGGGUAUGAACCCCAAAACCAAGUACAUCCUCCUCACAGACAUCGUCCCUGCCGACGACCAUCGCUACAAGUUCUGCGACAACAAGUGGAUGGUGGCAGGCAAGGCGGAGCCAGCCAUGCCAGGGAGGCUCUAUGUCCAUCCAGACUCCCCGGCAACAGGAGCCCACUGGAUGAGGCAGAUGGUGUCCUUCCAGAAGCUAAAGCUCACCAACAACCACCUGGACCCCUUUGGGCAUAUCAUCCUGAACUCGAUGCACAAGUACCAGCCUCGGCUCCACAUCGUCAAGGCCGACGAGAACAACGCCUUUGGGUCUAAGAACACAGCCUACUGCACUCACGUGUUUCACGAGACAGCCUUCAUCUCCGUCACCUCCUACCAGAACCAUAAGAUAACUCAGCUAAAGAUCGAGAACAAUCCGUUUGCCAAGGGUUUCCGUGGCAGCGACGAAGGGGACCUGCGUGUCUCCAGACUCCAGGGAAAAGACUACCCAGUGAUUUCUAAGAACAUGGUCCGCCAGAGGCUCCUAUCCUCACACGGUCACCUGACGGGGAAGCUGGGAGCUGGGGUACACCUGUCGGGGCACCCCCAGGUCCUGUCCCACUACCAGUAUGAGGGUGGGGUUCCCCUGGGGAACUCAGACCACCAGGAACACAUCUCCAAUUCCUUCCCUCCCACCCGAGAGCCCAGCCUGCUCUACCACUGCUUUAAACACAGAGAUAACACCAGGCACUUGGAACUGGGUUGUAAACGGCCAUAUCUGGACACGGCUCCUCCACCAGUCUCAGAGGAACACUACUUCCGUUCUCCUCCCUCCUAUGAGCCUCCACUGUUGUCCCACCCCUACUGUGGUGAGGCCAUAAGCUCCAGGGAGGCCUGUAUGUACGGAGGGAUGGAAGGAGAGAACGGCCACGGGGCUGUGGGUGCUGACGACCUGGUUCCCCCCUCUCUGAACUGCAACGUAUGGGCGUCGGUGCAGCCUUACCCCCGGUACAGUGUGCAGACAGUGGAGGCCGUCCCCUACCAGCCCUUCACUGCUCACUUCACCAGUACUGCCACCGCCACCUCCGUGGUGCCCCACCACACCCCCUCCGGUCCCUCACGCCCCCAGCCCGACAUAGGAGUCUACAGUCCGGCCACGGCACAGCGAGGCCUGGCCGUCAUCCCCUCGUCAUCCUCCGCCUCGUCUUCUUCUCCACCGGUUCCUGGUUCCAGGGAUAGUAGGCCGCUGGUCUAUCCUCCUCUGUACCACAGGAAGCCUGGGUCUCCUCUCCUGCCUCACAGGGAGUUCUCGGCCUUCCCAACACAGAGCGCCCCCCCAUCCAUCCGGGACCCGUCCUACCAGUACCAGAUGGGGCAGAGCAGUGUAGGGGCCCACUGGAAUGAUAGCUAGGGCUAUGGGGUGCUGUGUGGCUCCUGCGGCAGCAGCGAUGUCCACCCACCCGGUCGGUCCAGAAUCAACCAGACUCCCCCUAGCCAGCCAGCCAACUUUGAACUGCCUGUGAGGCAUCUGAAGUGAGAUUAUGUUGAAAUACAGCCAUGAUGACCUUGCCAAGUUGCAAGGAAGCUAUAGUAGUUUAGCAUGAGGAGAAGCAAAUCAGAGUGGCCAAACUCCAAUAGAAGCCUCCAUCUGCCCAAAAGCUCUGCACCUUCAGAUCCAUGUUAUCCUGACUGGAGGAGCAUCAUGACUGUGAUGAUGAUGAGUAUUCCAGAGGAAGAACCCCUCCUAUAGCGUGCCAUAUAUUGGCUUUAAAAAAUGAUCAAUGUCAAACAGUGUCAAAAGGAGAUGUGUUCAGCAAAGUGAAGAGUAUCCAUUAUGCCUUUGAUGUUUUUGAAGUAGUGUGUUUAGGAUUAAGAUGGACACGUAUGUACCAGUAAUGAAUUGAUUAACGUUUCUAAGAAAAACAUUUAAAUGCAAAACUUUAUCAUAUCAUAUACGACGGAGUGGGACAUGGAUGUGUAUGUGCAAAGAGAUUGAAGUAACAGUCUAAAUGUUUUGUUGAGACCUUGAGUAAAGCCUUCAUUUAAAUUGCCUUCUCUGCUUGUGUUGAGAAACUUUGCAGUUAGAAAUCUGUUGAACUUUUAAACAUGGGCUGCAGGUGAACUACACAACAAGCCCACCCAUGCAGUCCAUUUGAGCAGAGCUUAAGUGUUUUGUAGGUCUAGAUCUCACCUUCAGCCAUAAGCCUCUGCUAGCCAUGUUUUAAGCUAGCGUGACACCACUUAGCAUGAAGCCAAACAUCCGCUAGGCUAACGGCUAACGGCUCUUAGUUACAAACCCGAGGUCCGUUCCAAAGCAGCGUUCCCGCCUGUUGAAGUGGGACUUCGGAUAAGGUCUCUGGCCAACCAGAUGGGAGCUUAAGGAAUCGCUGUUAAGUCAACGCUAGUGCAGAACACAGAGCUCCGCACAAAUCCCAGCCCCAAAUGACUGAGUUGGAAAAAUCCUUACAAGACUGCAAAUGUAAAACAGCCCGAGCGGGGCGGGCGAGGAGCCACAUUGUGAAGUCAAGCUGAGCUGAACUGAAGCAGGGACGACCGUGUAACAUUCGGCAAGGCCUAGCCUGUCUGACAUUGACAAGUAGGGAUGGGUAAUAAUAGAACAAUAUGGUGGUCUAUUACCUGGCACACUCACAUUAUCCCUUCAUUUCUUUUGAUAUUCGAUAUAACUUCUUUUUUUGCACACCUGAUUAAAUAAAUAUUUGUAUGC
Oncorhynchus kisutch (coho salmon) is the source of this 3394-nucleotide messenger RNA. Its product is annotated as T-box transcription factor TBX4-like. The record is from RefSeq and is a predicted model, not a curated record. The transcript is spliced from 9 exons. Gene Ontology annotation, biological process: positive regulation of DNA-templated transcription; angiogenesis; cell fate specification. NCBI's taxonomy places the organism in Eukaryota, Metazoa, Chordata, Actinopteri, Salmoniformes, Salmonidae. Gene Ontology annotation, cellular component: nucleus; chromatin. Bases 419 to 2080 code for a protein of 553 amino acids. Gene Ontology annotation, molecular function: RNA polymerase II cis-regulatory region sequence-specific DNA binding; DNA-binding transcription factor activity, RNA polymerase II-specific.